AAAGAGAAUGAUUCUGAUUGGUUAAAAGUGGUUCAUUUGGACUCGCCCUUGUCUUCCUUAUCCAGUUGCAGUUGGAGUUAUAGUUGGAGUUUGAGUUUGAGUCUGAGUUGAAGUGCUAUGAAUAAACGUGAAUUGUAUCAUAAUGAUGACGAAGAUGAAGAUGAAGAAGAUGAAGAAGAUGAUGAUGAUGAUGACGAUGGUUAUGUAAGGGAGAGUUGAUAUGAGUGAGAAGAAAGAGUGAGAAGUAUAUUUUGGAAUAAAAUUGAUGAUGAAAAUCCUAUAAAGAUUAUAAUGGACAGUUGAGUUGAUGUAAGAAGCCGAGUUUAAUUCAAGUUUGUUUUGUGUGUUUGGUGAUCAGUGAAUUGUGAUCAGUUGCAAGUGAUCAGUUAAAAGUGAUCAGUUAUUAAUAAUCAAGUGAAUAGGAAACAUUGAAAUUAAAUUAUGAACACAAAUUUUGAUCAUUGUUUCUAUCAAACUGGACCUCAUCAUCAACCAGGACAUGAUCAACAUGCAAUGACUUAUAAAUUUUCUGGAAUAUCAUUAACACCAAGUGCAUAUAAGAAUCAGCACAAUAGUUCAGGUUCAGUGUCAUCUUCACUUGCAUCUGCAUUAACUCCAUCAUUAUCUUCAUCAUCAGCAUUAAGUGAUCAACAACAACAACAACAACAACAACAAGCCCAAACACAAGCUCAAGUUCAUCAUUCACAGACAGCACAAGCACAGCAACAAUCUCAAUCGCAACACAACAACAACAACAACACUAAUCAUCAUCCUCAUCAUCAUCAUCACCACACUAAUCAUCCUAGUAAUAGUUAUGGGAUUGAUAGUUCAGGUAAUCCAACAACAGGAUCAAGUGGAUGUAGUAAACUUUAUGAUCAUUCAUCUCCCGUCUCAGUAGGUCAAAACUCUGUGAAUGUUUCAAAUGCUGUAGGAUCUGCAAGUUCAUCAUCAGUCACAGGUUCAGGUUCAGGGAUUGCAGGUGCUGGGACAGUCAAUAGUGGUUCAAGUGUAGUAAGUGGUUCUAGUGUCCCAAUGAAUGUUUCAGUCCCAGGAGAUCCAAUGAGGUUUGAUGCGGCUGCUUAUUCAAGAUCAGUUUCAGAUGUUUGUGCAGCUUAUUGUCAAUCAUCACAAGCCGUUAUAAGCGCUCCACCAAACUUUUAUCCUUGGAUGACACCAAUAAGUGACGAUUUAGCUGCAGCAGUCCAUCAUCAUCAUCACCAUCACCCAGAGGCAACAUCUUUACUUCAUCACCCUUUCCUGCCCAGCAAUGGAGUUACCCUUGACUGGUCCAGCCCAUCAGCAGUUGCCUUUUCAGCAGCCGCAGCAUCAGCCAAUAACACUAGCCUAUUGUCAGGCUCAAGCACAACCAAUGGACCCAGUGGGUUAGGUGGUGGAAGCUGUACCAAUAGCAGUAGUAGCAAUGGAUUGACACCGAGUCACCUUCACCCUCAUCACCAUUCACACCUUCACCACAGUCAUUCAACGUCAACCUCAUCUCUUCACUCUCACCAUCACCCGCACCACCAUCAUCACCAUCACACUCAUUCACAGCGUAAAAAGCGUAAACCUUACACCAAAUAUCAAACGGUUGAACUGGAAAAAGAGUUUACUGUCAAUACCUAUGUAACCAAACAACGUCGAUUUGAACUGUCCCGAGCUUUAGGACUUUCAGAGAGACAGGUUAAGAUAUGGUUUCAAAAUAGACGGAUGAAGAAGAAAAAGAUCAAUACACGAUCAGAUUCUCAUCAUCACCAUCGUCGUCAUCAUGAAAUAAAAAUUGAAUAAAGUCUAAUACCAAUCAUUUCACCUCAAAUUUUUACCUAAAUGUUUAACUCGAUUUUUUUUGGGUAAACUUUUGACUCUCUUUUAUAGGUUAAUAUUGACAAUAUUUGGUUGAUUAUUCAAUAUCAAAGGUAUAGGUUGAGAUGAAUUGAACAGUUUCAACCCAAAUACACCCUAUAGGCUGGUACACUAUAAGGAUGACGAGGGAGGAAGAUAUGGAUGAGGAUGAAAAGCACAACUAUAAUGUUUACUCCUUUUACUUUCAUCUUUACUUUUCAAGUUUACUGUUUCUCUGUGCUUUUUGUUUCCAUCAU
Messenger RNA from Tetranychus urticae (two-spotted spider mite), 2096 nucleotides. RefSeq lists its product as uncharacterized. Gene Ontology annotation, cellular component: nucleus. Gene Ontology annotation, biological process: regulation of transcription by RNA polymerase II. NCBI's taxonomy places the organism in Eukaryota, Metazoa, Arthropoda, Arachnida, Trombidiformes, Tetranychidae. The record is from RefSeq and is a predicted model, not a curated record. Gene Ontology annotation, molecular function: DNA-binding transcription factor activity, RNA polymerase II-specific; RNA polymerase II cis-regulatory region sequence-specific DNA binding.